UGGCGUUGUUGGGGAGCGGUGUUAUUCGUCGUCUUCGUCGAAAUGACAAUUUACCGGUUUUUCGCAGCUGAAAGUCGCCGUACGACGGGUGCAAUAAGUGCACAAGUGUUAUAGCUGCGUGUUCGUAGUGCAUCUGUGUGUUCACGUGUUUUCUUUGUAAUCCAGCCGCUAAAUGAUUGAGCUAAACACACGUGGAUUUGUGUACAUUCGCGUCUUCAUUCGAGUCUGCUCUAAAGUACUCGCCAGGAGCGUUUGUGGCUCUCUGUCAAGUGUCGUAGUGUUUUAAAUAGUUGAGUAAUAGCAAUGGUAGUUAAUAUUACAAGUUUUUGCUCGAAAAGGGCGUUUCGAUUCGCAAAGGAGUGCGAUGUAAGUGAGCUGUUUACUAUGUUGGCGCAUCAGCUGAUACGGGAGAACAUUGUUUCUAACAGCCGUUUAUGCAAGGUGAAGGAAUGACUUGAAAGCCUGACAUGUCUGAUGCCCGUUUCCAAAACCUCUUGUCACGAGAUGAGACACUUUUGGAAAAAAACCACACAGUGAGCGAGAUGCUCAGCAAGCCAGCUGCAUCCUGGGAGGAACAGAAGUUUGGUAUGGAAAAUGUCCCAGUGGGGCAGACGACACCAUUCCUGUCACCGCCACAGACUAUUGGUCCAGAUCCCGUGCAUGACUUGCCGGCCGAGCUGCUGCAGGUGGGAUGGCGGCGCUUCUGGAGCAAGCGUGAAGGCCGGCCUUACUUCUUCAACAAACUCACAAAUGAGUCCCUGUGGGAAAUGCCACGGCUCAGCACCCCAGCUCAGUAUGACCCACUCACUGACCCGCUGGGGAUCCAAGGACUGCCAACACCUGUGGAUCCAGGCACACCACCUGGUCCCUCACACCUUCUUCUCCCAUCUCCGCCACCAACGUCCAGCCCUGUGCUUUUACCUCGAGCUGACAAACGACGAGCUUCUGAUGAUGCUAAUCCAGCAGCAACCAAGAAAUUUGUGCUUAGUGGGCCAUUUGACCUGGAAGUUCCGACCAACGUUGUCAUCUGGGAGCGGUCUCCAACGCUAAUGCCUCCACCACAUCCUGAUGUGGAAAACUUGCGCUCUACACUCACCACCCGCUUGCGAAACAACUAUCAUGAAAUGUGCCACUCUAGAGAAGGAAUUGAGUGCCCAAAAGAAUCUUUCAUUCGGUGGUUGAUGGAGCGCAAAGUUGCGGACAAGGGUCAUGACCCAUUGCUGCCAAGUGCAUGCCAUCCAGAGGUCUCACAGUGCAUGUACCGGGAGAUUAUGAACGACAUCCCCAUCAAGCUUGUGCGACCAAAGUUUGCUGGGGACGCUCGCAAGCAGCUCUCCAAGUAUGCAGAGGCGGCCAAGAAGAUGAUCGAGUCACGUAAUGCAAGUCCAGAAAGUCGCAAGAUUGUGAAAUGGAAUGUUGAAGAUGCAUUUCACUGGUUGCGAAAAACACUGAAUGCCACUUAUGAUGACCAUUUGGAACGGCUGGCCCAUCUGAAAAAACAGUGUCAACCACAUUUAGUCCAGGCAGCUCGUUCUUCAGUGGAAGGUAUAUGUGCCAAAAUAUAUCAUAUGUCUGUCGAAAAUGUGAAGAAGAUACGGGAAAAGCAUUGGACCAUUCUCAACCAGCAUGGCAUCGAAGAAAUCACAAGCCCAUUGCACGUGGCAAACCCAAAAAAAGUGUUCUGCUAUCCAGUCCAGUUUGCCAUCUCAUCACCUCGGUUACCAGCAGUGGAUGUGCUCACUGACAAGGACAGCACCCUUUUGCGCUACAAAGGGGAAGUUGUGCGCAUCAACACGCUGUACUUUCAGAAACUUGAGCAACUUUAUAGGUGGAACUGCACAGAUGACAGGAAAUUUGAGAACUUCCUUCCACGUGUUUGGUGCAUGCUGAAGAGGUACCAGACGUAUCUGGGCUUGUCAUCUAAUGAAGGCCAUGGGACUCAAAAUUCAUUGCCUGCACUGGUCAUGGAGUGCUUGCACAAGCAUUUUGGGGUGACCUUUGAGUGCUUUGCAUCACCUCUUAACUGCUACUUUAGGCAGUACUGCUCAGCAUUUCCGGACACUGACAGCUUCUUUGGUUCCCGAGGGUCCAUCUUAAAGUUUUUUCCUGUUGCUGGCUCUUUUGAGGUCAACCCACCUUUUUCAGAAGAACUCAUGGAGGCCACUGUGAACCACCUAGAGAGGCUGCUUACAGAAUCACCGGAAUCGCUGUCCUUCAUAGUCUUCUUCCCAGACUUUCGAGAUCCUGUUCCAGCUGCCUUGACCAAGCUUGAAGCGAGCAGGUACAAGAGAGAGCAGCUGUUGAUUCCCGCCUAUGAUCAUGAGUACAGGCAUGGAUUUCAGCACAUCAUGCCAAGGAGCGAAGUGAGUGUACGCUCAACAUAUGGGACGCACAUCAUCUUUCUGCAAAAUGAUGCUGGCUAUGCUCGGUGGGGUCCUACUCCUGAGCGGCUGGAUGCCUUGCGGGAAAGCUACCGACCAGGUCUGGACCGCGAGCGAGAUGCUGUUGCGGAGGUAGUCCCUGUUCCUUCAUUGCCUUCAAAAGAUGCACCACAAAAAGAGUCUCCUCUUGGGGCCCCUAAGUUGCUCUAAACACUGGUAAACGUAAUUUUCUAUACCUUUUAUUGAAGGAGAAUUACAACUGUAGACACUUGGUUCAAGUAUUUGCUGCUAAAAAUUUUAAAUAUGAGCCAUUUGCAGAUAUUCAGCUGAUGGUAUACAACGUUUGCCCUUCAGCACAGUACAGUCUUGCCUUCCUGCGCUGGCUCAGCAGUGUCCAGGUAACUUGCACUGCAUUUCCCAUCUUUGCUAGCAAUGCCCUAUACCACUGUUUUUGCCUUCAUACAACAUCACUUGCUGUCUACUGCUUAUUCCAAACAUAAUAUGUAGAGUGUAAAUGUAAAGAGCAUCAUUUGUGAGGUGAAAAAUUUUCUAAAAUUAGUUUUAGUUUUAUUCACUGUUAAGCAUAACAUUCACAAAAAACUAUCCAGCCAGCUCCACUCCAUGAACACUGUCGACACAGUGAAGCUUAUGCCCAUCCUUCAUCAGGCUAUAUCUGACUUUUUUCAAGUCUCCCGUUCGUCAGCGCUUAGCUUCCGCCUCUUUUGCACAAACAUCGUGGUUGGCUCGGUGACAAUAUGUUCGUUCUUGCACGGCCGCUGGAUCAAAGUGCACAGGUACGGCCUGCUGGGUGCGCCGAAAACCACGGGAGAGGCCUAGUUGACUUGCCUGCCAUCAUAGCGCCGCUGCUGAAGGACGGUUUGCGCCUGGGAAGCAAUGCGUGUCGAGCACUCGCAUGCUCGCUGCGUCUGCAAGUGCUGCAAGCGAACACGUGAAAUUUCUUGCCCACUCAUUGAAUUCUUUUACGCUACAACAGGACUUUUCCUACGAUACAGAGGAUAUUCCUUUUUCUGCGAGCGACGGACCAGUCGUGACUAUACAUGCUCGUCGUGGCAGCAGCCAGCUUUGACCUCGUGUUCAAAAACUAAAAAGUGAUAAUCACGAAGUUCAUCCCGUGUUCGUGUUACAGGACUGAUACAUGUGUUUUAAAUUCUUCUACAGAUAGUCCCGAAAGCACUAUUGCAGGAUUUUGGGCUAUUU
Rhipicephalus microplus (southern cattle tick) is the source of this 3599-nucleotide messenger RNA. RefSeq names its product Phosphorylated CTD-interacting factor 1 (gene Pcif1). Gene Ontology annotation, molecular function: mRNA (2'-O-methyladenosine-N6-)-methyltransferase activity; RNA polymerase II C-terminal domain binding. The record is from RefSeq and is a predicted model, not a curated record. Lineage: Eukaryota; Metazoa; Arthropoda; Arachnida; Ixodida; Ixodidae. Gene Ontology annotation, cellular component: nucleus.